Molecule: messenger RNA, 3232 nt
Organism: Pseudomyrmex gracilis
Lineage: Eukaryota; Metazoa; Arthropoda; Insecta; Hymenoptera; Formicidae
Product: membrane metallo-endopeptidase-like 1
Exons: 13
Coding region: 670-3012 (780 amino acids)
Biological process (GO): protein processing
Cellular component (GO): plasma membrane
Molecular function (GO): metalloendopeptidase activity
Source: RefSeq, a predicted model, not a curated record
UCAAAAUCGCGCGUCACCACAGGCGGCGGUGGCGGCUCCGAUCGAUGUCCUGGAUGGGCAGUUUUUCGCGGGACGCUUGUUGCUUUGGAUAUGCACACGAGCCGCGAACAUAAACUCGUCCCCCAGCGUCUUUCUCUCUCGAAUGCCUUUUGCGCCUUGUAAAUCGUUCGGGUCGCUUUGUUGAUUUUUCGACCGUUUCGAAGAUGAGAUCGCCGCUCUCGUUCCUCCGUCGCAACGGAUUAAAAUGCGUCAGAAGCAUCAUCGUCUCGGUGUAAUCGCCGAUGAACGCUUUAUUGGCUCGGCUGAUUAAUAUUCAAGAUUACGGACUUGGAUUGUUGUGCGACGAUCUGUGCGAAGAUCUUCGCUCCGAAGAAUGAUGAUGAUCGAUCGACAGCAGGUUUGCAGACGCGCGAGCACGCCGUAGAUUUCGAAAAUGCUUCGAAAGAAUAACCGUGGUACAUUCGCUGGCGUCGUUCCCGACGUAAUCUGAAGAAUACGCGCGGAAGAGCAGUUUUUUUAAUUUUUUUCCGCCAUCUCUUUCUCGCGGGCUCAAGGCCGCAAGCAUAUACACACUUAAUUGUCUUUCCAAUGAACGCGAGCUACUCGCUACACUCUGAUUAAGAAGUCGUUAGUACAUCAAGAAAAUCAUUUCGCGGGUGAAUCGACAAGAUGAAGAACUCCGAGAGGAUAAACGGUGAUCUACGAGCCUGGACGAGCCUGAACGAUCUGUCGCGAUCGACCGGUCAGGAUGCCGUACUUGUCGGGAAUUCCGUUCAAGUAACUUAUAGCGGCGGCACCACCACAACGUCGGUUCUUCAGCCUUUGGCCGAAUCGCAAAGAUCGAGGUUGAAACGCGUCACUCUGAUCGCACGGAAAGUAAUAGGAAAGCCAUGGUCUUUCAUCAAAUCGUUUUUAUACGGUUGUAUACUGAUAGCUUCCAUCAUCUCCCUGUUGAAGGAACUGAAGAAAUUCUACAGUCCUGAUCCAAAAAUUUGUUUGACUGAAGGAUGCGUCAAGACAGCAUCGAAGUUGCUAGAGGCGAUGGAUCGCACCGUGCCGCCCUGCGACGACUUUUUUCAAUACGCUUGCGGCACGUGGAAUCGAUUGCACGUGAUACCGGAGGAUAGCAGCGCUACAAAUAAGUUCGAAGUGAUGGGCGACGGGCUGGAGUUGAUUCUGAAGAACAUCCUCGAAAAACCACCCGACCCGGACGAUAAUAACGCCACCGUGAAGGCCAAGAUGUUUUACAGAUCGUGUACGAAUAUCUCUCAUAUACGAAAACUCGGGGACGUUCCUCUGAGAGAGAGCCUGCAGCGUCUCGGUGGCUGGCCGGUUGUAGUGGGCGCAUCCUGGAAGCCGCCGUCUUACUCGUUGGAAGUCUUCCUAGGUCGUUUGCGAAGCGAAUACGACGAGGGUGUGUUGAUAGAGCAGCGGGUCGGUCCAGACGAUACGAACUCCUCCGUCAACAUCAUCCAGUUCGACCAGAUGUUACUGGGACUACCCAGCCGAGAUUAUUACUUGGAAAACACGAGCGUAAAAGCUUAUCACAAUUAUAUGACAAAUGUCGCCAUCUUGCUGGGAGCUAAUCCUCGCUCGGCGGCCGAGGAGUUCGAUCGGGUGAUAACUUUGGAGAAACAACUUGCUAACGCAUCCUUAUCGGAAACGGACAGACAAAACAUCUCGGCGAUUUAUCGGAAACUAACGCUGCGAGAAUUGCAGCGAGAGGUGCCGGAAUUGCGAUGGCUCGCUUACCUGCGAGAAUUCAUCAAAGUGCCGAUCGACGAAGACGAGGUGGUCGUGACAUACGCGAUGCCGUAUUUCGUGCAAAUGGGUCGCAUUAUCGCAAAAACGGAUCGCAGGACAUUGCACAAUUAUAUUUUGUGGCGACUGGUCAUGUCGAUCAUGCCUCACAUGAUCGACAAGUAUCAGCAGAAGCGUUUGGAAUUCCAAAGGAUUUUGCUGGGCAUUCUUAAUGAAGGCAACAGAUUGUCGCACUGCGUCGAGUGGACCAACAAGAAACUCGGGAUGGCAGUAGGAGCUCUUUUCAUACGCAACAAUUUUAAUAACGAAAGUAAGGAGAUCGCUGUAAAGAUGAUUCGAACGAUUCGCGAAGCUUUUAACGAACUGCUAAAUGAAAACGAUUGGAUGGAUAACGAGACGCGGAAGGUGGCAAAGGAGAAGGCCGAUGCGAUCGUCGAGCGAAUCGGUUAUCCCGAAUUUCUGAAGGAAUCGGACGAACUUUCCAAGGAAUAUGAAAUGUUACACGUGAUGGAAGAUCGUUUUCUGGAGAACAUUUUCGCGGUGCUCAAGUACUUAGCUCAUUACAAUCAACAGAAACUGCGAAAGCCGGUCGACAAAGACAAGUGGUCGAUCGCGCCGGCUGUGGUAAACGCGUUUUACGAUCCCAACAAAAACGAAAUAGUGUUUCCCGCGGGGAUUUUACAGCCGCUAUUUUUCUCCCCGCACUUCCCGAAAUCCUUGAACUACGGCGGUAUCGGGGUCGUGAUCGGUCACGAGAUCACUCACGGCUUCGACGACAGGGGUAGACAAUACGACAAGCACGGCAACAUGAUGCAGUGGUGGAACAAUGCCACUAUCAAGGCGUUUCGCGAGAGAGCACAAUGCAUUGUGAACCAGUAUUCCAAGUACAAGUUGGAAGAAGUAAAUCAAUUCGUUGACGGUAGAAUGACUGAGGGGGAAAAUAUCGCCGACAACGGAGGUCUCAAACAGUCUUUCAGGGCUUACAAGAAGUGGGUUUCCGAUCACGGCAAGGAACCGUUGCUGCCGGGGAUAAAACUCACGCACGAUCAAUUGUUCUUCCUGAAUUACGCGCAGAUCUGGUGCGGUUCCACAAGACCGGAGAGCGCUCUGACGAAAAUUCGCACCAGUACGCAUUCACCCGCUAGGUUUCGAGUGGUGGGUCCUCUGUCGAAUAGCGAGGAUUUCGCCAAAGCUUACAAUUGCCCGUUGGACUCGCCAAUGAAUCCCAGAAAGAAAUGCAACGUUUGGUGAUAUAUUAAGAGACACGUUGUCUCGAUAUAAUCAAAAAAUUGAGAGAUGAGAGAGAAAAAAAACGCAAAGUCCUUUUUUAGAAGUUAAAAAUGCCAACCGAUCCCGGGAGGACUUGACAACCCACGUGUUCUUUUGACCACACACACAUGUAACGCUAAUUAUCGCUGAAUUCAAUUGCGUUUUACCCUGUACAUAAAUCCAUUGAGAUAUAUAUAUAUAU